Messenger RNA from Aspergillus ibericus CBS 121593, 1233 nucleotides. Its product is annotated as serine/threonine-protein kinase. Gene Ontology annotation, molecular function: protein serine/threonine kinase activity; ATP binding. The coding region runs from base 1 to 1233 and encodes 410 amino acids. Gene Ontology annotation, biological process: intracellular signal transduction; protein phosphorylation. The record is from RefSeq and is a predicted model, not a curated record. The transcript has 2 exons. Lineage: Eukaryota; Fungi; Ascomycota; Eurotiomycetes; Eurotiales; Aspergillaceae.
AUGCCCCCCACUCCGCCGCCAUCUCCGCCCAUCGCCCGCUGCUAUGCUCCAGAAGACCGUCUAGGAUUCCUUUUGGCCAACCGUCUAGAACUCACCAGCAUCCUAGGCGUCGGAGCCUACGGAGUGGUGUACACGGCCGUCGACAUUCAUACCAAUGUUCUGUAUGCUGUCAAGGCCCUCAACAAGACCGGGCUGGAUCCCCGGCAGCUCAAGUUCCAGCAGCGGGAGAUCAAGCUACACCAUCUGGCCAGUCAACACCCCAAUGUGGUUUCCUUGGUUCGCAUCAUGGACUCGGUCGACUGCACCUAUGUGGUCAUUGAGUUCUGUCCCGAGGGCGACCUAUUCUCGAGCAUCACGGAAAAGGGCAAUUUCGUGGGCAAUGAUCCCUUGGUCAAGCGGGUUUUCCUUCAGAUCCUGGAUGCAGUCCACUUCUGCCACUCUUUGGGAAUCUACCACCGGGACCUCAAGCCGGAGAACAUCUUGGUAACGGACCAGGGCUUGACGGUCAAGCUCGCCGACUUUGGCCUGGCCACCACGGACUACCUUACGUCGGAUUUCGGUUGCGGGUCCACAUUCUACAUGUCGCCCGAAUGCCAGCAACCCAAUCCCCGACCCAUGUCGUUCUAUGAGUCGGCACCCAAUGAUGUCUGGAGCCUUGGCGUUAUCCUGGUCAAUCUGACCUGCGGUCGCAACCCCUGGAAACGUGCCUCGAUUGAGGACUCCACGUUCCGAGCUUAUCUGAAGGACCCUUACUUCCUGAAGUCCAUCCUGCCGCUGUCGGAUGAGAUGAUCUGUAUCCUCAACCGCAUCUUUGAGUGCGACCCCUCCAAGCGGAUUACCAUCCCGGAGCUUCGCCAGUUGAUCCUGGAGUGCCCGCGGUUUACUAUGAACCCCAUCACCCCUUGGUCUGCCCCCGGACCGGUGCCCGUUGACUAUGUCAACGGUCCCGUCCCGGUGUCCGUCCCCGUGGAUACUUUCCACACUCAAACCUCCUCCGUCUCUUCUGGGUCAUCCCAAUACUCCGAUUUCUCGGAUUCUGCCGUCUCGGAUGCCUCGUCCUUCACCCAAGGCUAUCCCGACCUCGACAGUGUGUCGUCGAUGUCUUCGGUGGGACUGGAUCCCGAGCUGGACUGCAAGGAUGACUUCCUUCCGGAUCCCCUUCCCUGCGGUGACCUCCCGGAGCCGCACCUCUUUCCCCAUGCCCCCUUUACCAUCCCAAUUCCCGUCUGCUGA